AUGCCUCCCCCUGAUAUCACAAUAAACGAGGGAGACGUGGUAAAACUCGUCGCCGAGUUUUUAGAAAAUCGCGAUCUAAACAUAGCCAUGCUUUCACUUGAGAGAGAGACAGGCUUGAUCAAUGGGAUGUAUUCUGAUGAUCUUCUUUUUCUGCGACAACUUAUUCUCGAUGGUCAGUGGGAUGACGUUAUCGACUUUGUCCAACCGCUUAGUUCCGCAGAUGGCUUUGAUGGUAAACAAUUACAAUACCUAAUCAUGAAGCACAAAUAUUUGGAACUGUUGUGUAUCAAGUCAGAUCCAACAGCCAUGCAAAAUUAUGAAUUUACAGUAGAAGAGGUCGUGAAAUGUCUGAACUCGCUUGAAAAACUGUGUCCAACUAAAGAGGAAUACAACAAUAUGUGUAUGUUAUUAACAUUACCUAGACUUUCGGAUCACAUUGAUUACCAGAAUUGGAAUCCAAGUAAUGCACGAGUCACUUGCUUUAGAGAUGUUCUGCCUCUAGUGGAGAAGUUUCUGCCAUUUGAAAGGAAAGAGAAUAAAAAAUCAUGUGUGGCAGAGAAUGACCGUCUGCUUCAGCUUGUGUUGAAAGGUCUACUGUAUGAGUCGUGUGUGGAAUACUGUCAACAACGAGCAACAAGCAAUGGUGAUAAUAGUGAUUUAGAGAUGGCAUAUUCAACAGUGUUACAAAACACUGGGUUUAAUGAUGCAGAUUUAAGUUUGCUAUCAUGGCUUCAACACAUCCCUGAUGGUACAUUUUCUUGUCCAUUUGAACAGAAAAAUCUUAACUUUGAUGUUCGUCCACUUAUUAAACCUUCCUUAGAAGCAUCAUGGUCUGAGCAAAUUCUAGUCACUCCUAUUAAGCCAAAAAUGUUUCCCCAUUCUGCCGUGCCAAACUCAAGACCACGCUCAGCAGAUCACAUGACAAGGUCUCUUAAUCCCCAGUUUGAUGGACUGUCUAGUGGAUUAGGUCAAGGGAGAGGUGGGUUAAUGACUCAGUCUAUGGACUUGAACAGACAUCCUUUGUCACAGUCUAUGGCACCUGGACCACGACUAGAUAAUUCCAUAAAGAAUCCAAUGCAGAUUUCCAUAGAUAAAUUGUUUUCACAUGGUGAGUGUGUACAAACGCAUAGUUCUAUUGUUGAGGACACAAGAAAUUCAGCUGGUGGACCAGUGCUACACAGGUCACCCCCUCAGAAUGUUUCACAGGCAACAACAAAACCAGGACCCAUUCCUCAACAUGCACAGACAAAAUCUCCGCUUAGGAGUGCAACACCCCCUCAGCACAGGACAAGCUUGACAAAUGAAACACCCCAAAGAGUUAUGUCACCUGCACAAUCACAGGGAGAUGCCCGUGAGAGGCGAGAUUCUCCAGAGCCGGGAAGUGUGAGAGACUCGAGCUCGGAGCUAUUUAAAGAAUAUCAGCGACAGAAGUGUAGGUUACAGGACCAGCUAGCGAUGCAGGAGAAACAGCGAGAAAUGUACCAAAUGGAGCUGAAAGAGAUUGAACAAAAACAGCAAAUCAUGGCUCAGCUUGACAGUACAGAGGAAAAACAAGAUUAUGUGGAUAGUCAGUUUCCAUCAUCUUCUUCUAGCACACCUUUGUUAGAUCAUGUAGAAAGCAGAGAUCGUGACAUGCACACACCACAAUUUACACCCAUUGAAAACAAUGGACAUGCCAAGGCAAUGGGAAACACUGCUGGCAGUCCAUUGACUAUCCCAUAUACAGAUACACCCCAUUUUACACCCUUUGAGAAUGAUGGGGAGUCCAUGAUGCCAAGUGAUCAGUUGCCAAUGAACACACCAGAACUAGAAAUGUUGAAAAAAUUCAAUGCAGAAGUUAAUGUGAAAAAGCCCAUACUUGCCAUGAAUGCUGUUACUAUAAAUGACUCUGAUAUUGAACUAGAAUCUAGGAACAAAGACAAUAGCAGACUUACUGACGAGAGUUCAGCAAGAGUAAGUCCUACAGCAUCGAAUGCCCAACAACAGAGCAGCAGGCUAAGCAACCCCUCAGUAGGUCCAGUGCAGUCAAACCAGUGGCCUAACUCACAUACCUCUAAAGGUGGAUGUUUCGUAUUGGGAGACACUCCAAUGAUGUCACAAAUGAAAGACCAACAAUUACCCUUAAAGGGCAAGUCCAAGCAAAACAGUCCUCCUAACAUCAAGGGACAAAAUGUCCAUGGGCAAUCAGGGUCAACUGGUAACCCUAGCAGAGGGCAGACAGUUGGUAAAGGAAUGCAACAUUCUCCUAGCUGCCCUCAUAGCCCAGCAAAUUCCUGUAGAACAUUACCCAAUAUGGGAAAACAGAAGGCUGGACAGUCUAGGGAUGGGACCCAUACCCCAAAAACUGAGCACCCGAAAUCUCCUGGCAAUUGUACACCAGGUUCCUGCUCCACAUUACCAAGGCGAUCAAAACCUAAAUCUCAGACUAAGGAGCUGUCUAAUGCCCGUCCUGGGCCAUCAGGGGGCACUGUAAAUUGUAAGACAAAAAUCCCCGGCAGUAAAUCGGCAACCCCUUCCAGUCCCCGUCAAGCCCCCAAGGGGCCAGUUCCCAGGCCAUCUAGUCUGACUACAGGUGGUCAAGGGAAGUGCCGAAACCCAAAAUCCCCUAGCAUAUCGUCUAAAGAUGCUAAGCAAGAAGCCAAUUACCAGGAGACAAGUCACAUCAGCACAGGAAGUUUGCACCGGUCUCAUCUGGAUGCAAGUCCAGGCAUGGCCUCACCUAAACCCAGUUCGGAUAUGAAUCGACCCAAGUUUAUAGCAGUGACAUCAAUGGAGGAUGCACAAGCUAUCAGGACCAUUGCCUUCCAUCCAUCUGGUGAGCUGUACGCAGUGGGGUCCAACUCCAAGGUGUUGCGUGUCUGUACUUUUCCUGACCUCUCUAGUCUCAGAGACGACCAUGUGACAGAGAGGACAGACGUUGUUUACAAGAAGAACAAGCAUCACAAGGGAUCCAUUUACUGUAUUGCCUGGAGUCCAAUGGGGAACCUCAUUGCCACAGGCUCCAAUGACAAAAGCAUCAAGAUGAUUCGCUACAAUACAAGGGAGCAUACUGAUGUGGGACCAGAGAUGGAGUUGACAAUCCAUGAUGGUACUGUUCGAGACCUGACCUUCAUGCAGGACAGCAUCAACGGGACUUCUCUACUGAUUAGUGGCGGGGCAGGUGACAACAAGAUCUAUGUUACAGACUGUGAGACGGGUAUGCCAGUGAGGGCAAUGGCUGGACACUCGGGACAUGUAUAUUCUCUACACACAUGGGGUGGCUGCAUGUUUGUUAGUGGGUCACAGGACAAAACGGCACGGUUCUGGGAUAUGAGGGCUUCUACAGCCAUCACAGUGGUACCAAGUGCUACAGGCAGUGCGUUUGCAUCAGUGUGUGUGGACCCUUCAGGGCGCCUUCUGGCCUCCGGGCAUGAGGACAGCAGUGUAAUGUUGUAUGAUAUCCGAGGUUCAAGGGGAAUCCAAAGCUUCAAGCCUCACAAGGGAGAGUGUCGAUCAGCUCGCUUCUCCAUGAAUGCAUACUACCUUCUGUCGUCGUCUUAUGACCAGAAAAUAGUACUCACAGACCUGCAUGGUGACCUUGGGCGCCCCCUGCCCAGUGUGGUUGUUGCUGAACAUGAGGACAAAGCACUUCAGUGUCGCUGGCACCCGUCACAUCUUGCCUUUGUUAGUACAAGUGCUGACAAAACAGUCACUACCUGGGGUUUACCUGUCUCCAUGUGAAGAACGGAUUUUCUUACUUCCAUUUAAAGGUUAAGGUGAAAUCUUCAAAAGGAUCAUCAGCAGUCAGCUAACAAGAACUUUACAACCAAUGGUCUACUUAGUUAAGUCAUACAGGUCAAGGGUCAAACUGACUGGGUAGGGACGUGAGG
Ylistrum balloti is the source of this 3869-nucleotide messenger RNA. Its product is annotated as WD repeat-containing protein 47-like. The record is from RefSeq and is a predicted model, not a curated record. The coding region runs from base 1 to 3720 and encodes 1239 amino acids. Lineage: Eukaryota; Metazoa; Mollusca; Bivalvia; Pectinida; Pectinidae. Gene Ontology annotation, molecular function: protein binding. The transcript is spliced from 10 exons.